AUUUGAAUGGUAAAACGUGCGCUCAGCCAGGCCCCGGUCGAGUCCAGUUAAGUCUAGAGACACUAGAGACCAAAAAAAAGAGUCCGCCACCAGUUAGCAGCUGAUUUGACAGUUGGCCAUCCGCAGCGAAGUUGGCAAAACGUUAGUUAGAUGUGACUGUGAUUUAGUUAAAGCAUACUAAUAUUCAACAUUCAAUUGAGAAUACAUUUAAUUGAAUAUAUGAAUUGUGUUGUGCACGUGUUUAAUCAAGAAAUUUAAUAACUGUUUCCCAUACAAGUAUUAAAUUCCAAUGCAAGCCCAAGGAUAAUAAUAGUGUUUCAAUAAAUGCAUUGAAAGUUCAAUAGAAGUGAAGCAUUUUGCGUGUCGCUCAAAGCUUGAAUAAUUGCCAGUGAAAUAAUAAUAUUACACGUGCAGGAAAAUUCAUUCGACUGACUUCAAGCGGACCCAAAUAAUUGUACAAAAAUGGAGUAUCUCUCACAGUUUUACGAUGGCUGGCGGGAUCUUAUGGACAACAAAUCAGAUCCCCGCACCCGUGACUAUCCGCUCAUGAGCUCGCCGUUCCCAACGAUAGCGAUCAGCUUGGCAUACGCAUACUUCGUAAAGGUGCUUGGACCCAAGCUGAUGGAGAACAGAAAACCCUUCGAGUUGCGCAAAGUUCUGAUCAUCUACAAUGCAGCACAGGUUAUUUUCAGCGCGUGGCUGUUCUACGAAUCUUGCAUAGGUGGAUGGCUGAAUGGCUACAGCUUGAGAUGCGAGCCGGUUGAUUAUUCCUAUUCACCGCGAGCGAUACGUACUGCAUGGGGCUGCUGGUGGUAUUACUUCUCCAAGUUUACCGAGUUCUUUGACACGUUCUUCUUUGUGAUGCGCAAACGGUACGAUCAGGUGUCCACGCUGCAUGUGAUCCAUCAUGGCAUUAUGCCCGUCUCCGUUUGGUGGGGCGUCAAGUUUACGCCUGGCGGACAUUCGACAUUCUUUGGAUUCCUCAACACAUUCGUGCACAUCUUCAUGUAUGCGUACUAUAUGCUGGCCGCGAUGGGACCGCGAGUGCAGCGUUAUCUCUGGUGGAAGAAAUAUCUGACCGUGAUGCAGAUGAUUCAGUUUGUGCUGGUCAUGGUGCACUCGUUCCAGCUGUUCUUCAAGAACGACUGCAACUAUCCCAUUGGCUUUGCCUACUUCAUUGGCGCACAUGCGGUCAUGUUCUACUUCCUGUUCUCCAACUUCUACAAGCGCGCCUAUGUGAGGCCCGAUGGCAAGGACAAAUCCGCUGUCAAGGCUAAUGGUCAUGCCAAUGGCGCCGUGAAGCAGUACAAGGAUGGGGAUGUUGCCUCCCGUAAUGGCCAUGCGGGUGGCCCUGUCAAUAGAUUCCACAAUACCUUCUCGAAGUUCACGACCCAGAUGUGCAAUCCGGCGCUGAACUCGUCCACGACGCGACAACGUGUCCUGAUCAAUGCGGGCAACAAAUGAAGCCGUCGCUAGCCAAUCAGCCAGCCAGCCAACCAAGAAACAAAGCAUAAAUUAAUUAAAUGUAACAAUUAAAUUACCGUAACAUUAAAUUAAACAUAAGCAUAGGGAGUCCAAGCCUAAUUCUAAGCCAAAUCGACAACGAAAUUUAUAUUGAAACAGAAAACAAAAAAACAAAAUAAAUUCAAGAAAAAAACAAUACAAAA
Drosophila novamexicana is the source of this 1667-nucleotide messenger RNA. It is a transcript of the gene Elovl7, whose product is annotated as elongation of very long chain fatty acids protein. Gene Ontology annotation, cellular component: endoplasmic reticulum membrane. Gene Ontology annotation, molecular function: fatty acid elongase activity. The transcript has 6 exons. Lineage: Eukaryota; Metazoa; Arthropoda; Insecta; Diptera; Drosophilidae. Gene Ontology annotation, biological process: sphingolipid biosynthetic process; very long-chain fatty acid biosynthetic process; fatty acid elongation, polyunsaturated fatty acid. The coding region runs from base 463 to 1464 and encodes 333 amino acids. The record is from RefSeq and is a predicted model, not a curated record.